GAUAGAAUCUUAUCAGCUCGAUCGAAACCCAGGCUGCAGCAGGUUGCUGUGUGAACCUUUGGCCAAGCGCGCUGGAGCGCAGACGCACCGGCUCUCUGACACCUGAUCUCCUCAUUCCGGCUCACACGGUGCUUCGGGAGAGUCGAGGCGCGCACGAAACAUGUUUCCUGUCGAGAUUUCCUCACGCGCAGCAGCAGAUUAUCAACAUAAAAGCGAGGGUGAACUCCAGGGGAAGGACCGCUGCGCAUAAGAAGUGCCGUUCCGGACGUUUUCCAUGGGGCUCCGCGGAUGACGGGGCGAGCAGGCUGCGGGAUCUCAGCAUCUGCGGGGCACUUCCAACCUGGAUCAUGGCGAGAGGACUGAGAGGAGCGCACCUCCUCGCCUUGUUUUGGACCUUUUUCGGAUCGCUUUUCGGGGACACGGACGGACAAGAAACCAUCAACGGAUUCAGCUUAAGUCCCCCGUAUUUCAACCUCGCUCAGGGGUCCAUUAUUUCAGCCACAGCGACGUGUGGCCAGGAUGAGUCUGGAGCUCCCACCCAUGAUUUAUACUGCAAACUCGUCGGGGGACCAACUUCUGCACAUCCCCACAACUUUCAGGGUCAGAACUGUGACUACUGCGCCUCUGGAGUGCCAGACAAAGCCCAUCCUGUGACCAACGCCAUCGAUGGGACAGAGCGAUGGUGGCAGAGCCCCCCUCUCUCCAGGGGAUUGGUGUACAAUGAGGUGAACGUCACGCUGGACCUUGGUCAGCUUUUCCAUGUUGCAUAUGUUCUAAUAAAGUUUGCCAAUUCACCUCGUCCUGAUCUGUGGGUGUUGGAGCGCUCAGUGGACCAUGGAAGAACCUACACGCCAUGGCAGUAUUUUGCACAUUCAAAGCAUGAAUGCAUUGAACGUUUUGGAAAGGAGCCCAACGCCCGAGUGGUGGGAGACGACGAUCAGCUCUGCACGACGGAUUACUCGCGGAUUGUGCCAUUGGAGAAUGGAGAGAUUGUCGUCUCUCUUGUCAACGGACGUCCAGGAUCCAGAAACUUCACGUACUCACCGCGACUUAGAGACUUUACAAAGGCCACGAACAUCCGCCUGCACUUCCUCCGCACCAACACACUGCUGGGUCACCUGAUAUCCAAGGCUCAGAGAGACCCCACUGUCACGCGGCGGUAUUACUACAGUAUCAAAGACAUCAGCGUCGGGGGGCGCUGCGUGUGUCACGGCCAUGCAAAGGUGUGCGGUGGCCCGCGUAACUACGACAACCCAAACAGACUCCAGUGCGAGUGCCAGCACAACACCUGUGGCGAUUCAUGUGACCGCUGCUGCCCAGGUUUCAACCAGCAGCCAUGGCGGGCCGCGACUGUUGACAACCCCAACCAGUGUCAGCCCUGCCAGUGCUUCUCUCAUGCCUUCGACUGCUAUUACGACCCGGAGGUGGAAAGAACGGGAGCAAGUUUGGACACCUACGGCCGCUACAAUGGAGGAGGUGUCUGCAUCAACUGUCAGCACAACACUGCGGGUGUGAACUGUGAGAGAUGUCAGGAAGGCUUCUUCAGGCCGUAUGGAGUUCCUCCUGAAUCCCACACCGGGUGCAUCCAAUGCAGAUGCGACGGAAGGAUGACAGCCGGCUGUGAAAUGGGGUCUGGACGCUGCAUCUGCAAACCGCAGUAUGAGGGAGAGGACUGUGGCCGCUGCGCUGCCGGCUACUAUCAGUACCCACUGUGUAUUGCUUUUCCUGUUUAUCAGAGGACCACCACUCCUGCAGGACCUAUAAUAGCCUGCCCACCAGGUUAUUUUGGCUCCACCAGCUGUCAACCGUGUCCAUGUGACUCCAGAGGGACGGAGUACCAGGUGUGUGACCCGUCAGGUCGCUGUUUGUGUCGUCAGGGUGUGGAGGGGCAGGGGUGUGACCGCUGCAGACCUGGGCAUCACUCCUUUCCCACAUGCCAGGCUUGUCCUUGUGAUGGCGCUGGUGUGUCAGACAGCAUCUGCAGUCCGACGGGUCAGUGUAUCUGCUUCCCCAAUUUCCAGGGGCAGGAUUGUGACCAAUGUGCGUCUGGUUACUAUGGAUACCCCGAUUGUGCUGCCUGUCAGUGUUCUUCUGAAGGCUCCUACGGCUCCACGUGCAACUCCUUGUCGGGUCAGUGCCUGUGUCUCCCAGGUGUGGUGGGUCAGCAGUGUGACCGCUGUGCCUCGGGACUCAGCUUCCCCUACUGCUCAGCACCUAUCAUUCAGUGCAAUCCAGCAGGAACAGAAACCACUGACCCUCAAACGGCCUCCUGCCGCUGCCUAUUGAACACUGAGGGAAAGCUGUGCGACAGGUGCAAGCCUCUGUACUGGAACCUGGCACCGGAGAAUCCUCGUGGCUGUACAGAGUGUCGGUGUGAGCUGAGAGGGACGCUGAGUGGCGUUGGGGAGUGUGAUCAGAAAACAGGACAAUGUCACUGCAAACCAAACAUAUGUAGCCAGUCCUGUGACAGCUGCAGUGAUGGGUAUUACCUGCUGGAGAAGAAGAACUACUUUGGUUGUCAAGGCUGCCAGUGUGACUUAGGUGGUGCCUUCAGCACCUCCUGUGAAGCAGUGUCCGGUCAGUGCUGGUGCAGAAAGAACACCGUCGGCCCAAAAUGCACUGAACCUGCGCCAGGCUUUUAUUUCCCAACCCUUCAUCAAUUCAAGUACGAGGUGGAAGACGGCACGACACCAAAUUCCCGACCUGUUCGGUUUGGUUAUGACCCGCAGGAGUUCCCGGAUUACAGCUGGAGGGGUUACGCCGUGCUAUCACCUGCACAGAGUGAAGUCAGAGUGAGUGUGCAUGUUGACCUGAAAGAGGGAACGGACGGCUUGUUCCGUGUGGUUCUGAGGUUCACUAACCCGACUGGCACCAGUGUGACUGGUAACGUCAAAGUUACCAAUAACCGAGGAGGGGCAGAGCAGAGCAAGGAGGUGGUGUUCCCAAAGAGUCCCUCUCCAUCAUUCCUCACCGUCCCUGGAGAGGGAUUCACCGAGCCAUUUGUGUUGACCCCAGGAAAAUGGGUUAUACAUAUAAGGGCUCAGGGAAUUCUUCUGGACUAUUUGGUCCUUCUUCCGCAGGAUUACUACGAGGCCCCACUGCUCCAAGAAAAGAUCACUGAGCCCUGCACAUACGUCCGGAAUGCAGACCAGAAUACGAACUGCCUUCUGUACAAGCACGUUGCCAUGGAAGGAUUCAGUUCUGCGCUGGCUUCACAAGGGCGGGUCACUGGUCAAAGGGGCCGCAAGAGGCGGCAGGCUCCCGUGCGCCGCCUGACUCCUGAGCACCCGGAGAUGGCUGCUAUUGAUGGAAGACAGUCCCAGCUGCAGCUCAGUCUCCGUGUGCAACACCCGGGCCCGCACGCCCUGGUUCUGGAGUACGCCAGCGAGGUGGACAGCGUCCAGAACGUGAACGUUCUCAUAAAUGACCAGUCAGGACGGCAGAUCGAAGCUAGAGCCAACAUUUAUAGUUGUGCCUACAGCUUUCUGUGCCGGAGUGUUGCGGUGGACCCUUCUAGUCAGGUCGCAGUCGUACAGCUCACGCAUAAGACCGAGCUUCUGCUGAUGACUAGGACAACCUCCUUUUUUCUGUACAAAGUGUAUGCGGUUCCUGCGGAAGAGUUUUCUCUUGAGUAUGUGAAGCCAAAGCCGCUGUGUGUGUCGAUUCAUGGCCACUUCACUGAAGACAGUCAACACUGCAUCCUGUCGCAGUUCAGCAAGCCAUCGGCAGCCAAUAUUUUGUGCGCAGCGCGCGACGGACUGAUCUCCUCCGCACCAGCUGUUGCUCCCCAAAUAGGAGAGAAUGAAAGCUGGAGACAAAAGCGACAGACCGGGCUGUUCUCUGGCUUUGAACCCAUGCGAGAUGAGAUAUUGUUGAAAUACCCCCAGACAGAGAUCACUUUCACUGCCAAGGUGCCUCUCCCAGGCAGGUAUGUGGUGGUCAUCCAUUACCGCCAGCCUGAACACAUCUCCUUCCCAGUGGAGGUUCAGGUGGAUGCUGGACACAGCUGGAAAGGUUCAAUAAACGCCUCCUUCUGCCCGUCAGUCUCCGGCUGUCGAGAUGUCGUGGUGGCUGACGGACGAAUUGCCCUCGACUUUGACCAGCAGACCUGGCAGCCGCCACGCAUCACCGUGACGGUGCCGCCGAGAAAGACCCUGGUUCUGGAUUAUAUCAUGGUGGUUCCUGAGUCCAGUUACACUCCAGACCUCCUGAGAGCCAAGCCACUGAACAAGUCAGCUGCUUUCACUCAGCAAUGCAGAGGGGACGGUUUCUAUACGGAUCGCUCAUCGUCGCAGUUCUGCAGGGAUGCAGCUCGCUCUCUGGCGGCAGCCUACAAUGAUGGAGCGCUGCCCUGCGACUGUGACACGUCAGGCUCCACAGGCUCCUCUUGUGAUCCUCUUGGAGGCCAGUGUCUCUGCAGACAGCAUGUCAUCGGGCGACAGUGCACCAAGUGUGCGACAGGAUACUUCGGCUUCCCAAACUGCCGACCCUGUAACUGUGGCGCCAGAUUGUGCGAUGAGGUGACUGGACGCUGCAUCUGCCCCCCUCAGACCAUCAAACCUGCCUGCGACGUGUGUCAGAAUGAGACUUUCAGCUACCAUCCGCUGCUGGGCUGCGAGGGAUGUGACUGCUCUAAACAGGGAGUCAAAGCAGGGCCCGACUGCGACCCCGUCACUGGGCAGUGCAGUUGCAAGCCCAGGAUUAGCGGACGACAGUGCGACCGUUGCGCUCCAGGUUUCUAUCGCUUCCCUGACUGCGUUCCGUGCAACUGCAACCUCAGCGGCGUGGGGCCUGACAUCUGUCACCCGGACACCGGCAGAUGUCACUGUAAGAAGAACGUGGCGGGUAAAUGGUGUGGUGUCUGUCGGGAGGGUUCCUUCUUUUUCGACCCGUCGAACUCUCAAGGUUGCACCAGCUGCUUCUGCUUUGGGGCGACUGACCGGUGUCAGAGCUCGCGCAAACGAAGGGGAAAGUUUGUGGACAUGCGUGGUUGGCGUUUGGAGAGCCCUGAUCAGCAGGAAGUGCCCUCGGUGUUAAACACGGUCAGUAACACUGUAGUGGCAGACAUCCAAGAGCUUCCACCGACCAUUCAAGCUCUUCACUGGGUGGCACCUUCAUCCUACCUGGGCGACCGGGUUUCCUCCUAUGGAGGCUUCCUUACCUACCAGUCCAAAUCCUUUGGGAUUCCCAGUGAGGGGAUGACUUUGAUUGACAGAUCGGCAGAUGUCCUCUUAACAGGUCGUGGAAUGAGUUUAAUCCACGUCAGUCCACAAGUCCAGAAUCCUGACAGAGUGCACCAAGGCCGUGUCCCUCUGCUGGAGGGCCAUUGGCGUCAUGCUGGUACCAACAGGCCCGUGACAAGAGAUGAGUUAUUAAAGGUUCUAGCCAGGCUGGAGGGUCUUCGGGUGAGAGGAUUGUACUACACUCAGACCCAGAGGCUCAGCCUCGGCGAGGUCGGCCUGGAGGAGGCGACUGACUCCGGAACUGGAGGACCUGCAAGCAAUGUGGAGACGUGCUCAUGUCCACCAGAGAACAAUGGAGAGUCUUGUCAGAAAUGUGCCCCUGGUUACUUCAGAAACGGCAGCGGAACAUACCUGGGUCGCUGUGUUCCCUGCGACUGCAACGGUUUGGCAGAUGAGUGCGAGGAGACGACGGGGAAGUGUCUGAACUGCCGCUACAACUCAGCCGGAGACAGAUGCGAGCGCUGCAAGGAAGGUUACUACGGGAACGCGGCUCAGCGGACGUGCAAAGUGUGUCCAUGCCCCUUCACCGAUCCCCAAAACAGUUUUGCAGUUGGUUGCAAGGAGGUCUACGGCGACAUUCAGUGUGUUUGCAGAGCCGGUUACACUGGAGACAGAUGCGAGAGGUGUGCCCCCGGUUACUACGGCGACCCUUUGAUACCAGGCGGGAAAUGCAGCCCCUGUAAUUGCAUUGGCAAUGGCAACCUCUGUGACCCCAGAACUGGAGUUUGUAAGAACACCCUGGAGCCAGGAGACACCAACACAGAUGAGCAUUGCCAAGAGUGCGACAACUGUGCGCAGACUUUACUGCACGAUCUGGAGAAGCUGGACAGCGAGCUGAAGAGGAUCAAGUCUCUGCUGGAGAACGCCAGUGUCAGCACCUUGUCUAAGGAGAAGCUGAAGGAGCUGGAGAAGGCUGUGGCUGAAACAGAGAGUCUCAUCAAGAAAUACGGCACUUCCAUGAACAACCAGAAGAACAGAGUCAGUCAGCUGGAAGAUGACAUGAGCAAUCUGGCCGAUGACAUCAGCUCUCUUAAAAGCAAGGCGGAUCGGACCGCAGAUGAUGCGGACAAGGCGGUGGCGGACCUUGACAAAACUCACAAAAAGGCAAAGGAUCUGGAGGCUGAAGUUCAAGCCAUGCUUAAAAAAAUAAAGGCUUUGCUCAACGAGAUUAUGGACGGGAGUUCCGGAGGCAGCCGACCUCCCAGCGAAGACCUGGCUAAGAUGCUGAAAGAUGCUAAACGCAUGGUGGAGGAGAUGGAAGAUCGGAACUUUGCUCCUCAGAAGGUCGCCGCGGACAAAGAAAGAGAGGAGGCUAAGAAAUUGUUGGACUACAUCAAGACAAACGUGAGCAAGACAGUGGAUGAGAACGAAGCCGAAGCACAACGCCUCCGUGGUCGGCUGAAGGACUACGAAGGCAAGCUGAAGGAGCUGGACAAGGCUUUGAAAGACUCGGCGGACUUGUUGAAGAAAGCCAAAACACAAAACGGGCUGAACAGUCAGGCCGUGAAGGAUCUGCAGAAAAGAAUAGAUGACUUGAAAAAGGAGAAGAAGACUGUGGAGAGCCAAAUGGUGAUGGCGACGAAUGAGCUGCGGAAAAUGGAGGAUUUGCUGAAGAAGCUGAAAGAUAGUAAAAAGGAGUAUGAAAAGUUGGCAGCGCAGCUGGAUGGUGCCAAAACUGACGCCACCAAAAAGGUCAAUGAGCUCACCAAGGCAGCAGACGAGGACGUGGUGGAGGCAGCAGAGGAGCAUGCUCGCAGGCUCAAGGCGCUUGCAGAUGAGCUGGAAAAAGCCAUGAGAGACGCCAACUCUCGUCCUGAAGUGCGCAAUGCUAAAGACGCCAUAGACGCCUACAAGAACAUCAUAGAUGCCAUCAGGGCUGCCGAGGAGGCGGCGAACCAAGCUAGGGACGCGGCGGAAAAAGCCUUGACUGAUUUCCAACAGCAGGAUCUCCCAGGAAGAGCUGACAAUUUAAGAAACUCAGCUGAUAACCUGGUGACAGAGGCAGUGGACGCCAAGGAUGAUCUUAAAGUGGCUGCAGACAAGAUCAACAAGGCAAAGCAGCGCCUGAAAGAUGCAGAGAAGAAGAAGCGAGAUCUUGAGAAGAAACUUGGCGAUGUCCAGAACCAGCUGAAUUCCAUAAACAGAGAUGACAUCAGUAACUUGAUCGAUGAAGUCAAGAAGGCGGCGGCAGGGGCUAACAACUCAGCCACCAACACCCUGGACAGACUGGAGGACAUCAAGAAAGAGCUUGACAAAAUCAACCUGCCUGCAGGGGGCGGCGAUCUUAGCAACGUCCUGGCUGACGUUGACAAGUCAGUUAAGAACCUGCUGAACAAUAUUCCCACGUUGACCGAUAAGAUAAAGGAAGUCGAGGAGCUGACUCGGUCCUCCAACUUGGGCAACAUCACCGACAACAUCAAGAAAAUCAAAGAGCUCAUAGAGCAUGCCCGGGACGCUGCCGACAAGGUGGCCAUCCCAAUGAAUUUCGAAGGAAAUGGACAUGUAGAGCUGCGCGCUCCAAAAAGUUUGGAGGACCUGAAGGCCUUCACAGACUUGGCUUUGUCCUUGCAAAGACCUCCGGGCCGAGGAGAUGGAAAACGCAGGCGCCGACAGGCCGGGGAAAACCCCAAUCAGUUUGUGAUGUAUCUGGGGAACAAAGAUUCUUCUAAGAACUACAUCGGAAUGGUUCUGAGGAACCACGUGCUCUUUGGGAUCUACAAACUCAAUGGAGUGGAGAAAGAAAUGAAAACAGCUUCCAUCACCAGAUCUCCGUCAGAGCUGUCGACGUUCGAUGACGUUCACCUGAGGAGAAUCUAUCAAGACGCAAGUCUGUCCCUCAGCAAGAAAACGAAAACACCGACCCCACCGAUCACAGACUCCAUCCUGGGAGAGGAAUCCAAAAACCUUCUGGAUCUCACUCAUGACGACGUGGUGUUCUACGUGGGCGGCUACCCCGACGACUUCACCCCGCCGAAUUCUUUCAAGUUGCCCAAAUACACGGGCUGCAUCGAGCUGUCCUCGUUCAACGACCGAGCCGUCAGCAUCUAUAAUUUCAAGUCGGCGGUGAACGUCAACAAAGUCGGCCCGUGCAGCAGAAACAUCCCGCGUGUCGACACAAGCUUUUAUGAAGGGACUGGAUACGGAAAGGUGGACAUCAAAAAUGGGAACUCGAAGAGCUUCAUCAUCAACAUAUCUGUUCGUUCUCGUUCAGAGAACGCAUUGCUCCUCUUCAUCGGAGAUGCUGAGAAUUACCUGGCGGUGUUGGUGCAGCAGGGCGUGGUUUAUCUGCACAGCAACCUUUUUCCGGAGCCAAAAACGAAUAACCUCAAAGUUUUUCCAGACGACAAAACGAUACAUUUUUCUCUUAUGAUAAUAAAUAAAGUACUCAUUGUUUUCCGCAUCGGGGAUGCCACUGUGGAGGAAAUCCGUAUAGCCAUCGACCACGAAAAAUUCAAAGAAUAUUACAUUGGAGGAGCUCCGACUGAAAUACGGGAAAGGUACAACAUCACCACGCCACCGUUCAAAGGCUGCCUGACGGCUUCGAAGCUGAACAACAAGGCCGUCCCGAUCGACGAGUCCGUGGGCGUCAGCAAAGGCUGCCUGGAAGGCUCCCUGGUGUCGCGCAAAGCCGAGCUCAACCGCGGAGGCUCCCUGUCGAAGGAGCUAUCGGGAUUCAGCCUGGGGAACGACGUGACCGUGUCGCUGGGAUUCAAGAGCACCGAGAACGAGGGGCUCAUUCUGCAGAACAAACAGCAGGCCAAUGGAAUCCAGCUGGGUUUGGAAAACGGCCAUGUGGUUCUGGCCUUAAACAGCAAGAAAUGGAAAUCGAAGCAGCCAUACAAUGACGGCCUGUGGCACUACCUGACCGUGACCAAGCGAGGCGCCAGAGUGGAGCUGAUGAUCGACGACCAGGACAGCGGUCAGGAGCAGGCCGGCAGCAUCGACAUCCCCACCACCGCCAACUCGCUGUACCUUGGCAAAAAGCUGUUCCAAGGCUGCGUCGCAAACCUUUACACCAGACGGCCUCAGAGUCUGUACAAACCUGAAGAUUUGAGCGACUUUGAAUCCACCGGAAGAGUCCUGAUGGACAUGUGCACCGCGGACAGCCGCGCCCAGCAGAUGCUCGACCGCAAACCCAAGAAGGAUUCCAUGAAGCCGGCCAUGAACGAGAGCGUCUCACACUGUGUCCAGCCAGCGGUGGUCAAACGGGCCUAUCACCUGGGGGGUCCGAUCAGCAGCCUCAGCUACGGCCUCCCUCUCCAGGUGCUGCUGCCUCGGCCUCACUUCUCUCUGGAUGUCAAGACCCGCUCCGCUGAGGGUCUGCUGUUCUUCGCCGGCACCAGAGGGGGGGUCGCUCACCUGGCCCUCUACAUGUCCAAAGGCAGGAUCAGACUGUCCGUGGGGAAACAUCAAGAGAUCUUCAACAGGGAGAAGUACAACGACGGAAAGUGGCACUCGGUGAUGUUCAGUCUGGAGAAGAAGAAGUUCCGUCUGGUGGUGGAUGGGAUCCGAGCCCUGGAUGGACAACUGACCGCCGCCCAGCUCGCCGCCAUGAAGCAGUUCGCGUCUCCAGUGUACGUGGGCAACGCUCCCGAAUCUUUCCACAAGCAACUGAAGUCCAAAGACCUUCCCAAGCACAGCGUGUCGGGCUGCGUGAAGAACUUCAAGAUGAACGGAGCCCCGAUAGCUCCCACCAGCAAUCGAGGGGCGGGGCCUUGCUUUGAGGGACAGACGCAGAGAGGAGCCUUCUUCACUGGGAACGGAGGACAUGUCGUCAUCAAUGAGUCGUUCGUGGUGGGCUCCAGUUUUGAGAUGCUGAUGAACAUCCGUCCGCGGACUCUGACCGGGCUCCUGCUGCACGUGGGAGAUUCUGGCCAGGCUCAGAGCCGACCUGCCGACAGUCACUACCUCAGCGUCUACAUGCUCCGAGGAGAGAUCGUGGCUCAGGUGAACAACGGCAGAGGAGAGUUCAGGGUGUCGGUCCAGCCCAAGAAACCAUUAUGUGAUGGAAUGUUCCACAAGAUUUCAGUGAUCAAGAGGAAGAACGUCAUCCAACUUUACGUGGACACUCUGGAUAACUACAAGAUCGGACCCCCGUCAUCGACCACCACCCUGACCAAAGACCCGCUCUUUGUUGGAGGCAUGCCGGACGCGACGGUGCCGAACGCACCUCCUGUUACGGCCUCCUUCGUCGGCUGCAUUCAGGACAUGAGGAUCAACGGCGAAGCCGUCGCCUUCGACAGGUUGGCUUCAGUGUUCGGGCCGCUCAACCUCCGAGAGUGUCCCGGCUGAUCCGAAUGUGCGGAACACAACCAUGGGACCACGUCCGCCUUCGAAUGUGCAAUCUGUUUCCAAGACAGCGAAUGUGUGUGUGUCGUGAUCGGUGCGGUUGUUUGUGUGUGUGUUUGUCAGAGCAACUAUUCUCAAAGUAUUUAUUUAUACUUCUAAUCACCGACUCCUGAAGAGCUUCCUCAUGUGGAAGCUCCAAGCUGUUAAACAUCUGUGUGAUCUUCAAAGCUACACUAUCAGCACUUUAAAAUGCCUUUCGGUUCCACGGUGCUACAGUGGAGAACAGUAAUCUUUACAUAUGUUGUUGGUGGACUCUUGUAUUUGCAGUUUACAUCUUUGUAUUGAAUUUAAAAUCAGGGUUUUGAGCUUGCAUGGAUGGUCUUUUCUGUCCGUUGUUUUGUGAUCACCUGGGCAGUUUGCAUUCCUUCUUUUUAAACGUCAAAAAAAAAAAAAAAAACCCGCAUGCAUGGUAAUCCGAGACUUUUCACAUGCAUUCCUUCAGUUUCCUGCCAUCCUCUGAUCAUAAUCUGAUGCAAGACGUUAAAUGAUAUUUAUCAUGUGUACAGAUUUUGAUUGUACCUA
Messenger RNA from Synchiropus splendidus (mandarinfish), 11114 nucleotides. RefSeq names its product laminin subunit alpha-3-like. The transcript has 77 exons. Bases 348 to 10535 code for a protein of 3395 amino acids. Gene Ontology annotation, biological process: regulation of embryonic development; regulation of cell migration; axon guidance. Gene Ontology annotation, cellular component: basement membrane. Gene Ontology annotation, molecular function: signaling receptor binding; extracellular matrix structural constituent. Lineage: Eukaryota; Metazoa; Chordata; Actinopteri; Syngnathiformes; Callionymidae. The record is from RefSeq and is a predicted model, not a curated record.